GGGGGGGGGGGGGGCUGGGGCCGGGGGUAUAUCAAGGAUAUGUUUAUUUGUUUGAAAUAUUUAGUACAUAUCUACUAAAGUUAGAUCAAGAGAAAAUAUAUGAUUAUCAAAAAUAUAUUUAUAUUUAUUUACAAUAUUGCAAAGUGCGUGGUUAAUUUGGGACAUGAUGACAGGAAUAUGGAUCCACAAUGGAUAUUGAUGUGGUCUGGGGAUAUGGGGUCAUGGACAUGGUCAAAGCAUGUCCAUGGUCAAAGGAAAAAGACACCAUUGGGAUCCCUUGGUCUGCACUAGCACUGCCUUGCCAUGUGCCUUGUCUGGAUGGACUGGCGGAGCGGCCUAGCGUCUCGGCGGCGCCCGCCCGCGCCGCAUCAACAUCGGACGUUGUCGUUGUCAGGGACGCUAUACCAGUGAUCGAGCUAUCGAGACUACUACGGUUGUUGUUUUUUCCGAUAAAACAUGGCAAUUAAUGAUCCGUCUAGACAAGUUCUUCUUUCAGUUGAGGCUGAGGCAUACGUUGAAUCACUCGAAACAUUCCGCGUCCAAGACAUAGGUAGCAGCAAAUGGAUGAAACAACAUGAAUAUUUAGAGAAACUCAAUAUGCAAGCUGUGCUUCACGCUUCAAGCAACCAAGAUGAAUUUGUCAAAGAGAUGCUUUUAUCACAUGAAAAGAUACCUGUUGUGAUUCAAGAACUACUUGCUCUUGAAGUUUGGAAGCAGAAUGUUUUUUCUGUCAUUCAGAGAAUGGACUUUGAACCCAAGACAACCUUUCCUCUCUACAUGGCUUUGUACCACGAGGCCACGCUCUCAAACUUGUUGGAAACAAUUCUUUUUCAUAAGGAACCAUGUGAAGCUGCUGAAGAAUGCAUUUUAGAUCUGGUUGAUUACUGUCAUCGUAAAAUCACUGAUCUCAUUGCAAGGCAAGAAGAGAAUGGUGAUAAAGAAGAAGCAGAUCUUCCUCAGGAUGGCAAAUCAAUAGAUGAAUCAUCUGCGAUGGAGGAAUUAAGGAGACAGCAGCGUAAGAUCCAGUAUGACGUGAGCAUCAAGGCAAUAUCCAUAUUUAGAUACAUCACUGACAAUCUAUCCAGUCUUUCACUGAGUGUGACAACAAGAAUCUUAAACACCCUGGAUCUACCCAGCCUCCUAGUACAGCUUGUCGACGAUCCACCAUGGACAAAAUACAAAGAUGGAAAGUUGACCAAGUACAUAGACAACAAGUGGCAAGAGGUAGCCCCCAGUGACAGGCUACAGUUGACUAAGCUUGAGGGGCAGGUCUGGAUUGCCCUUUACAACCUUCUCAUGGGACCAGAUUGUCAACAGAAAUAUGCGUUCAAUCCACACAACAAGGCCCAAAUACUCAAGUUACGAUCACAUCUGACAGAAGUGUUGCUAGAUCAGAUACCUAGCUUGUGUGAUCUCCAGCGCUACCUUAGCAACCUCUCCAUGAUGGAGCCCCCAGCAGCUCAGACAGGCCUAGUUUUAGAACAGGUUCCAGAGAUCCGGGAGAGACUUCUGAAAGAGAAUGAAAGCAAGUGGAAGGCUAUUGCCAAGCAUCAAGUCAAGAACUUCUUUAAUUCUUCUGCCCAAUCAAUGAGGGACCAAGCAAAAAUGUUUGCAGACAUGUAUAACUUUGAUGUACUAGAGUCCUUGAUAGCCGAACCACCAAAGUGUGCCCUCUGUGGUUCACCAGCUGCCAAGAGAUGUUCACGCUGUCAGAAUGAAUGGUACUGCAGAAGAGAGUGUCAGGUCAAACACUACAGCAAACACAAGAUAGCAUGCAAUCUCAUGGUGGAAGCUGAACAGAAACUCAAAGAAGUUUCAUUAAACAGCUAGCAUUCAAGAAUCACAGACUAUCACACAAUGAACAUUGAACAUGGAAUAGCUCAUCUGUGGAGAGUGCAUUUACAGUAACCACGGUAACAGAUUAUUCCCAUCCACCGCUGUUGGAAGGGCAGCCAAAGGGGCCUGGUUAUCUAAUGCAUUGACUACUGAAUUCUGAAAUUGCCAUAUGCUUUGUAUGGGAGUGUCCAGUUCAGUUGCAGUUGGCAGUAGAACUGCACUUAGGUGGAGACUAAUGCUGUGAAUGUGAUAUUACAAAGGAACAUUACACCAUGACGAUGAUGAUGAUGGGUUCUUAUAAAGCGCCGGUAUCCGCCUCUGCUGGGCACUCAUGGCCCUCGCUCAAAACUAGGAACUGUGUCUCACAAAUUUCAAUGUCUUCAAACAGUGCUUAGAAUCAUCAUUCAGUUCAAUCACUGUUCUUGUAGCGCUUACAGUUAUGUCAUUUUUGCGAUGAUGUUGGAGUGAUGACGCUUAUGCCAUGUGACGCUGACAUUGAUUACAAUGAUUAGCGCUCAAAGGAUAACAUCGUGGUAAUCUUUGCAUUGUUGGUGCCAAGCACAGUGAGGAAGGGUGGUAUAUUUCAUAAGAAAUUGAAUUAAAUAUUUGAUGAAUACCACACUAAAAUAAGUCAUCUUUAUACCAAACAAAUUGAAAUUCAUUCAAAUACUACUAUUCUUAUAAAAAUUUAUUACAAAAUGCAGUGUAUCUUUUGACAUCUUUUUACAUGUUCAGGAUUUAAAAUAUGUUUUUGGUGAAUGAGUUUACAGCAAAUACUUCAUAAAAUCUUAGCCUUACUUAACUCAAACAUUGUAUUUUUAGUCUAAAAAUCACUUGACCAAUGUGAAACAGUGUUGCUCUAUACUGUUUGUUGAAGAUUGAGAAUGAAUAUAAUCAUUCAUCUUAAAAUCAGAUCUACAAAUUAUAACUUUGUUACAUGUUAUGCCAUAUAGCUAUAUAGAUAGCCAAAACAUAUAGCCAAGUGUAAUUAGUCCAUAGCACGACACAUGAUAUGAUCGAAAUCUGUUAUUUUCCCGGCUGGUCACCAUCGAUAAAAAUAUUUACCAGCUGGUCAAAUGAAUAUAUUUUACUACGUGUAUGGCGCCCUCUCGGAGAAUAAAUGUUGCCAAUGCAUGUCUAAUCAAUUGUAUCAGUUGGCUCAGACGAGAAGUUUUUUUUUCCAAUUCCUUGUUGGUAGAGUUCGCAUAUGGUGUGUGAAUGAUGAUAUUUAAUAUUUCAGAUAUUUUCUUGCGGUUUCACUGCCCCUUUAUUUGUAAUAAAGUUCAAUUCAGUGUAAAAUUGGAAUUUCAGGUGGUAUUUCUUGUACAAAGACCUGCAUCAGUAAGUACAAAAAAUGCAUUUAAUAGAUAUGAUUCAUAUAUGAUUACCAUAAUGGAUUUUAAAGUCUAAUAAGUCAUGUUGAUUAUUGUGAUGAUGAAAAACAAGUGAAAUCCAUUCAUGGCUGUGUAAGAGUCUACAUCUCCUACACUCAUGAAUAAACUAUAAAAAAAAAACUCACCAGCUUUGAAGUGCUUGAUACAGAAAUAGAUGAUAAGACCUCCAAUUCAACAGAAGUGCAAAAUAUGUGAAUGAAGAAUGGGGAGGUCACGCUGCAAUGAUGACCACGCCCAUGAGGCCUCAACCCAAAAUGCAUUGCGAUGAGGUUGAGUGAAGUGUUCUCCAAAGUAAUACCGCACAAAUCCCACUUGGACAGCACAAGCGAUGGGUACAGUAUUUAUGGAUGGAAAUCAAAAUGAUUUAGCUAAAAGUCGGUUUUCCUGAUGAUGAUGCAAAAUAUGACUGUAGAUAACCCAAUGUGUAAUAAUCCACAAAUGUUGAAGUGGUUCUUGCUGCAUUGAGAGAAAAUAAGGACGACUCCUAGAAAUUGUACACAUCCACAGUUGGUGAAGACUUACUACUGAGUGCAGUGAAGUAUAGUUCAUGGGGUUUUUCUCAUGCUUUAUUCUAACUGGUUUCUUGUUGCUAGGUGAGGAAAACACCUUGUAACGGUAGCAAAAGAAAGAGAGGUGAAGCAUUCCUUGGAUGUUAAUGAGUACAAGAAUGAAUUCUUGGCUACUACUUAAUAACAAUUAUGUCUAGACCAGCGGCACAAAAGAAUCAAGUUGAAAAGAACAAAAGAAUAAGAUUGUGGAUCACCUGUCCUGUGUAUGGUCAAAAUAAACUAAUUGAUGAUCAAGCUCUGUUCAAA
Messenger RNA from Lytechinus pictus (painted urchin), 4045 nucleotides. RefSeq names its product zinc finger MYND domain-containing protein 10-like. The record is from RefSeq and is a predicted model, not a curated record. The transcript has 12 exons. Lineage: Eukaryota; Metazoa; Echinodermata; Echinoidea; Temnopleuroida; Toxopneustidae. Gene Ontology annotation, biological process: inner dynein arm assembly; outer dynein arm assembly; motile cilium assembly. Gene Ontology annotation, cellular component: centriolar satellite; cytoplasm. The coding region runs from base 457 to 1830 and encodes 457 amino acids.